Capsicum annuum is the source of this 441-nucleotide messenger RNA. RefSeq lists its product as uncharacterized. The coding region runs from base 1 to 441 and encodes 146 amino acids. The transcript is spliced from 2 exons. Lineage: Eukaryota; Viridiplantae; Streptophyta; Magnoliopsida; Solanales; Solanaceae. The record is from RefSeq and is a predicted model, not a curated record.
AUGGCACCUAAGAUAGAUCCUAGUGAUCCCCUGUUUCUGGGAGCAUCAGAUGUGGCAGGAGCUGCUUUGAUUCCCAUAAAGUUGACUGGUUCAGAGAAUUAUGAAAUUUGGGAAAUCAACAAUCUACACCAAGGCACUGACUCAGUUUCAACCUACUUCACUGAGCUGAAGAAUCUGUGGAGUGAGCAUGAUGCAGUUAUACCAGCUCCAUCAUGUAAUUGUCCUAAGUCUAAAGAGUAUUCAGAACACUUAUAUCAGUUGAGGCUAAUACAAUUUCUAAGCGGACUAAAUGAUGCGUAUGAUCAAACAAAGAGACAAAUACUGAUGAAGGGAACAACACCUACACUUAAUCAAGCAUAUGCAAUGAUCAUUGAGGAUGAGAUCCAGCAACUUGCUUGUGCUGCAACCAUUAGUGAUAAAACUGAGCCUAUUGCUAUGUAA